CUUCUCUUAGCAACCCAACUCUCAGCUCAGCUCCUGACCAUGGCCUGCUGCUCCACUAGCUUCUGUGGAUUUCCAUGCUCCACCAGUGGGAACUGUGGCUCCAGCUGCUGCCAGCCCAGCUGUUGCCAGCCCAGCUGUUGCCAGACCAGCUGCUGCCAGCCAACUAGCUGCCAGCCCAGCUGCUGCCAGCCCAGCUGCUGUGGGACCGGCUGUGGCACUGGUGGUGGCCAGGAGGGUGGCGUGAGCUGCCGAGUCAGGUGGUGCCGCCCUGACUGCCGCGUGGAGGACACCUGCCUGCCCCCCUGCUGCGUGGUGAGCUGCACGCCUCCAACCUGCUGCCAGCUGCACCAUGCCCAAGCCUCCUGCUGCCGCCCAUCCUACUGUGGACAGUCCUGCUGCCGCCCAGCCUGCUGCUGCUACUGCUGCCAGCCCAGCUGCUGCCAGCCCACAACCCAACUCUCAGCUCAGCUCCUGACCAUGGCCUGCUGCUCCACUAGCUUCUGUGGAUUUCCCACCUGCUCCACCAGUGGGAACUGCGGCUCCAGCUGCUGCCAGCCCAGCUGUUGCCAGACCAGCUGCUGCCAGCCCAGCUGUUGCCAGACCAGCUGCUGCCAGCCAACUAGCUGCCAGCCCAGCUGCUGCCAGCCCAGCUGCUGUGGGACCGGCUGUGGCACUGGUGGUGGCCAGGAGGGUGGCGUGAGCUGCCGAGUCAGGUGGUGCCGCCCUGACUGCCGCGUGGAGGACACCUGCCUGCCCCCCUGCUGCGUGGUGAGCUGCACGCCUCCAACCUGCUGCCAGCUGCACCAUGCCCAGGCCUCCUGCUGCCGCCCAUCCUACUGUGGACAGUCCUGCUGCCGCCCAGCCUGCUGCUGCUACUGCUGCCAGCCCAGCUGCUGCCAGCCCAGCUGUUGUGAGCCCACCUGCUGAAAGCCAGGUUGCUGAUUUCCAGUUGCCCAGUUGAACAGCGUAUCUCCUCAACCUCCCCUGGACCACCAUAGGUUCUUCAACUUCCAUUUGCAGUUUUGUUAUGGGGCUACCAAGUAUAUGAGUUUUAUCUGAUUUCAUUCUGCAGUGAAUACCUUGAUUGUCUGCUGCAGACACAGAAAUGCUGUGAACCUACCAGCUGACUAUCAAAACUCUUUGGAUAUACUAUUUCUGAUUUUUCUGCAGGGUUGAAAAUUACUGAUAUACUGUGGAAUUAAUCCUUGAGAACUACCCACAAGUAUAAUCCUUCCCUGCUUUAUAAUCUAUUUUUAGCUCUGCUUACCUAACAUUUUUUUCUAACAUCAAAGGCACCAGAAUAUAGUCAAGUGACUUUCUUCAUUGGUCACCAGACAGAAUGGAAGCUCUUCACCCAAUAUUCACCUUCUAAGAAGUAGGCUAGACUUCUUCAUAUUUCAACAUCUGAUCCCAUCCCCUUUUUUUGCAGUGGGGGGAGGAUCAUAAUGAUCUUGCCUGUUGGUUAUUUCAAUUACAUCUGUGAUACAGUGUUUUCUGCCAUUUCUUAAUAAAUAUUGUAACUGGGUAAACAAA
Molecule: messenger RNA, 1533 nt
Organism: Ailuropoda melanoleuca (giant panda)
Lineage: Eukaryota; Metazoa; Chordata; Mammalia; Carnivora; Ursidae
Product: keratin-associated protein 1-5
Cellular component (GO): keratin filament
Source: RefSeq, a predicted model, not a curated record